Messenger RNA from Ylistrum balloti, 885 nucleotides. RefSeq names its product histidine N-alpha-methyltransferase-like. NCBI's taxonomy places the organism in Eukaryota, Metazoa, Mollusca, Bivalvia, Pectinida, Pectinidae. Gene Ontology annotation, molecular function: methyltransferase activity. The record is from RefSeq and is a predicted model, not a curated record. The coding region runs from base 1 to 885 and encodes 294 amino acids. The transcript is spliced from 6 exons.
AUGACUGAAGCUGUAAAACAGAGUUUGAUAAAUGGAUUGAAUUCAUGUCCAAAAUACAUUCCAACUUGGUACAAAUAUGAUUUACUGGGCUCUGAAUUAGAGCAUGACUGCAGAGAUUCGGAAAAGAACAAAGAUUACUACCUGUAUCGAUGUAUGGUAUCUUGUCUACAAGCCAACAUACAGGACAUAGUUCCGGACAGCCAAAAUUGCUACACGUUGGUUGACCUCGGGAGUGGAAACUGUUCAAAGACAAGGCACGUGAUUGACCAGCUCCUUAAAAAGCAAAACCAUCUGUCGUUUUAUCCUCUUGAUAUAUCAAAAGAAUUCCUGAUGCGUACCGCGGAUAAAUUGUCUCAGGAUUAUGGCGAGAAGCUGACAAUUCAUCCUACAGCAGAGAAUUAUGUGAAUGGGAUAGAAAAAAUGAGUACCGACAUCACACAAGACGAGACAUCUAUACUGAAGGCAUACGACGAUGUACAAGAUUUCCAUUUUUUUUCUUUCUUUCUCUUUUACAUAGGACUUCACAAGAGAUUUUUCCUGAAUUCUAUCACCAGGAUGAACGGAGAGUUCGGCAGUCAGGUCAAUACUGAUCGGUUCCGAUACAUUGUGGAUUUUGUGUCGGGCCCAAACUCAGACAUUAGCUACGUGAGAGCGUACCUCGAGGCCAAGGACAAUGUCACGUUCCCAAUACCUGGAUUAGGUAUGGAGUUGCAUAUGCAGAAAAAUGAACGUCUGUUUUUUCACGAGAAAGACACAGGAGUGAGCUGCAAGUAUACAAUGGAACAGAUCCAGACACUUACGAACAGGGCAGGACUGCAGCUAACGGACACCUGGACGGACGACCAGCGGCACGCGGUGAUAUGUAGAUGUGUUAAAAAAAAUUAA